Molecule: messenger RNA, 1017 nt
Organism: Acanthamoeba castellanii str. Neff
Lineage: Eukaryota; Discosea; Longamoebia; Acanthamoebidae
Product: PH domain containing protein
Exons: 5
Coding region: 1-1017 (338 amino acids)
Source: RefSeq, a predicted model, not a curated record
AUGGCCACCGCAACCGUGAGCGUGCCCGCCCUGCACCUGCCCUCCAUCGCCACCACCACCUCCAGCUCGCAAGUCCCGCAAUGCGGUGGCGGUGUACUAAAAGAUGGAUGGAUGGAAAAGAAGGGAGCCCGUGUCAAGAAGUGGCGACGGCGGUACUUCCUCCUGUUCUCCGACCCGCGCGAACUGCGGUACUUUGACGGCGAGAAACUCAAGGGCACGAUUGACAUGGAGCAGGUCAAGGCCAUCUCCAAGGCCAAGCAAUGGUCCAAGUCGCUCGACCACUGCUACUCGUUUGAGCUGCACACGCCGAAGCGGGUCUACUACAUCAGCUGCGACAGCGAGGAGGAGAUGCUGUCGUGGAUGAGCGAGAUCCGACAGAUCCUGACGACCACCACGAGCGCGAGUCGCGACAACCAUCAUCACCAUCACAAUCAUGUCAUCACCGCGGUGGGCGAGGCGUGGGACACGACCGAGGUGCGCACGGCGCGGGCGGGAAGCGUGAGCGGGUCCGAGAGCGGCGGCGAGUCGGACGAGCCGGCGGGCCAGGGUGGCGGCAGGCCCAGGCCCGGGUGCGAUGGCGGCGGCGUGCGGAUCUAUCUGGCGCCGCGCGACGAGGACGAGGACGAGGAGGCCAGCGAGAGCGAGGGCAUGGACGAGUCCGAGAUCUUGCCCGAGAGCGGCGAGCUCCCGAGCGCGUCGGCGUCGGCGGGUGGUCACGCCGCUGGCUUCCGGAAGCCGCGCACAUUCCCCAAAGAGGGCGGUGGUGGAGGCUGGAACCAACCUGGGAGGCGAGACGCACUCACGGAUCACGAUCGGCUGCCGGCGGUGAAGGCGAUCAUCCUGGAUUCGCUGAUCAUGUGCCAGAUGAAGCUGAUGGAGGACCGCAAGCAUUUCCGCGAGAACGCCGGCGCCAUGAGCAAGGAGGAGCUGAUCGCCCUCGUCAAGCAGUUGAAGAGCCUCAACGAGGGGCUGGGGCUGGGCUCCUCCUUGUCCGGCAGCCGAACAGCACGACCCUAA